Molecule: messenger RNA, 2329 nt
Organism: Larimichthys crocea (large yellow croaker)
Lineage: Eukaryota; Metazoa; Chordata; Actinopteri; Sciaenidae
Gene: slc39a13
Product: solute carrier family 39 member 13
Exons: 11
Coding region: 286-1434 (382 amino acids)
Biological process (GO): zinc ion transmembrane transport; intracellular zinc ion homeostasis
Cellular component (GO): membrane
Molecular function (GO): zinc ion transmembrane transporter activity
Source: RefSeq, a predicted model, not a curated record
UGGUUACUGUCUCUGGUGGGCUCUGUUGCUGUACACCUUUAUGGGAUUUUGCCCCUGCUCGGCUCACAGCCCUCAAAACAGAAGGAUCCUGAUACGUGGCUGUUUGGGGAAGCCGUGCUGCAGCGAGCGGGUCCCUGCCCUCAGCAGCUGGGAGUCUGGUGGAAGUCAGCGCGGCGCAGAGCCUUCCUUCAUCACGUCGGCCUGGAUGGCAGGGACACACUGGUGCAAAGACUGCCGAAACCACAAGCAUUACUGGUUGCAAGUGCUUUUUGGACCGUGGAACGGAUGAACGGUGGAAGCUGUAUGAAGCCCAGUUGGGCUGUAGCUGCUCUGUUGAUCCCAGUUGCCCUGCUGACGCUGACCUCCAGGGGGGUAUCAAGCAGCCAGAAGAUGUCACAAACGGUUAUGGCUCAUGCAACAGCCACGGCUACAGGACCAGGCCCGGGUUCCACAGAUUACCUCCCCGGCCUCCGGGCAGUAGCAGACUUCUUAGCAAGUGAACAUGCUCAUGUUUGGUUCCUGUCUCUGGUGGGCUCUGUUGCUGUAGGCCUCAGUGGGAUUUUCCCCCUCCUUGUGAUUCCCAUUGAAGCUGGGGCAGCCCUUAAAACAGAAGCUGGGUGCCAAAAGCUGAAGCAGCUCUUGAGUUUUGCUAUUGGAGGUCUCCUUGGAGAUGUAUUCCUCCACCUUCUUCCUGAGGCAUGGGCACUCUCUGGCUCUUCAUCUGGUAAACACAACCACUACAUGACCCAGGGCUUGUGGGUAAUUGUUGGCCUGUUGGCCUUUCUGCUCCUGGAGAAGAUGUUUCCAGACCAAGAUGGUCAGGAGGAUCCCACUUCAGAUUCAGACCUGAAUUUCAACUCUGCUACGCAGUCUAAUUCUGUUUUCAGUGGAAAGGCAGUGGUGUCACUCAGAAACGGGCACCAUGCUGAGUCAUGGAAAUCCUCCAAGCAACAGAGUCUGCGGGAAAGAUCAGAGAAGAUCAAGACUAGUGGAUACCUAAACCUGCUGGCCAACUGCAUUGACAACUUCACCCACGGACUGGCAGUAGCAGGGAGUUUCCUGGUUAGCAAAAAGGUUGGGUUCCUCACCACCUUUGCCAUCCUGCUCCAUGAAAUCCCCCAUGAGGUGGGAGACUUUGCCAUUCUGCUGAGGGCUGGCUUUGACCGGUGGAGCGCCGCUUGCAUGCAGCUGUCCACGGCACUGGUCGGGGUCCUGGGAGCUUGCUUCGCUCUGUGUGCUCAGUCACCACAUGGCGCAGAAAACGCCACUGCCUGGAUAUUGCCUUUCACCUCUGGGGGCUUCCUCUACAUAGCCCUGGUGAAUGUGGUGCCUGACCUGCUGGAGGAGUCCAGUUUAAGACAGUCCAUACUGCAGAUCCUGCUCAUCUUCUGUGGCAUGGCUGUCAUGGCUCUGCUCUCUGCCAUUGUUGACUGAACAUGGAGGAAACUCCCCCUCUCACCUUACCAAACACUAAAACUCACUCUCUCUCUCACUGGAGAGAUAUCCUUUUCUCCACCAACCAGCCAUAUCUGAUACCUUUUCAUUCACGGAAACUUCAUCUCUUCGGUAUCAACGUCAAAAUCAUGUUACGCUAAAAAAAAAGGUCUGACAAAAAAAAUGGCACUUUAUGAACUGAAAGGACGCUCUGCUGACAGGACAUUGGUGUGGACACUUUCAUUUGUGCCAGACUUUAAUAUCCAGGGAAUUCAGAUGGUUCAUAUCAGUUACCACAUUGUCUUAAAUUGUUUAUCAGACAAUCAUGUUGUUUUGCACAUAUAUUUACACAGGUACACCUGAUGUACCUGCUCAACACAAACCGGUAUUAUUGGACCGCCACAAGGACGUCCUUCUUUCAAAUGUAUUUAACCCUUCAUUGUUUAAACAUUGUAUCUAUUGUUACUGUUGUUCAUCUUAAGUUCCUGAUUUAGCUACUGCAUAUUUAUUGAAAAUGAAACAAGCACCAUUCAGUUUUAUUGGACAUGCAUCACCACCACCACUCCAUCAUUUUGUCUUAAGAUAUAAGUGCCAAGAAAUCAGGUCUGUUACAAUCGUGAGAUCCACACCAAAGUUGUUGUUUUUUUCUCUUUAUAUCUUCCUCACACCACCAGUACCAUCCACCUUUUUGAGCACAAAACACUGUGUAUAUAUAGAAUUGUGAUAAAGUUUUAAAAUGAUUUGAAGAAGAAUAUGGGUAGUCAGUUUUGAGUUGUUGCCAAAAUUUUUGUAAACAUGAGGACAAUUAACUACCAUGCAGGAGUAUCCAUAUCACUGUCGUUGUGUUUCUUGGUGAAAGUUUCCACACCUGAAGAAAAUAAAUAUAUAUCUAUAU